Pochonia chlamydosporia 170 is the source of this 996-nucleotide messenger RNA. RefSeq lists its product as hypothetical. NCBI's taxonomy places the organism in Eukaryota, Fungi, Ascomycota, Sordariomycetes, Hypocreales, Clavicipitaceae. The transcript has a single exon. The coding region runs from base 1 to 996 and encodes 331 amino acids. The record is from RefSeq and is a predicted model, not a curated record.
AUGUCUUCUCGGAGUAUAAAACGCCGGAAAACGCCAAACCCCUUCCGCUCCCCAACUCCCACCCUUCCAACUCGCGGAAGAACAAAAGCCUGUCUCCCUCACCUUACUUCCUCCACUCCCAACAACUAUUUCCUGCCUCCCAAAGGGCUACUAGCAGACCUCCAUCGCCGCGGAGAGCUGCCAUCACCUCUAUCCCCAAGCAUUCACUCCAUUUCAUCCGACUCACUUCCCUCCAUCCCCAGUUUACAACUCCCCCCUCCAGAACCAAGCGCAGACACCCCCCUCUGGGAACAAGUCAAAGCAAUCAUGAACCAAGAAACCUACUACAAAAACAAAUGCAAGACCAACGAGUUCGAGCUCAAAAAAUAUAAAAGCAAGAUACCAUCUCUCAAGAAGGCCCUUGUAAACAAGGAGAAAGAACUCGCCACGCAAGCCGACAAACUCCAGAACUGCGAAGAAAAAAUCGAAGAGUUGAACCAGCAACUUACCAUUACCAAGGAUCACAUAGAAGCACUAAAUAAAACGAAGGCUUCAAAUGAGUUGGAAGAACUACGCCGAAAGCUGAAAGAGGCUGAGUUUGAAUCCAAGAAAUUUCGCUGUGCGCUGGCCACGGCGUUCAAGGCAUCCGAUGACUUGGAAAGCAAGGUUAAUAUGCGCCAGCUCCUCGAACUUAGUGCUCAGCAACUAUUGAAACAGACUCCGAGUAUGAAAAGCGAAGACAAGGGAGCUUUGCGCAUGCCGGGUCAGUUUCCAGAGAUUAAGACCGAACUGGAUAGUUGCGACGAGAAGGGUGAAACAUUCUCAGCAAAGCGUAUGAGUCUCAUGAUACCACCAAGAAACCCCCUGCUAGAUAACGACAGUGACGAUAGUGAGAGCGAGCCACUGAUGAAGAGGGCGACAACUAGGAGCGGGAGUACUGGAAAAAAGAUGGCUUGGGAAGAACGUCCUGCCCUACUAACUCCCACGAAGCGUGGACGACGGCAAACCGAUGAUUAG